GGGCCUGGCUGGGAUCAGAGACAAAUUGUGUUUACUGACCGGAGACUCCACCAGCUUUUCUUUCUCCAGCCUAAAAUCAGACUGCAUGUAUGACCCAGAGUCGGCCUGCUGCUGGACCAAAGCUGCAGUCAUUUUCACGAUCAUUCGCAGAUGGAUGCUGCGCUUUCCUAGAGGAGGAGGAUAAAAACAUUUUUGGCAUUUUUGCUCAUCUUCCAGUCUGUCUAGGCGAUGAACGGCAGGAGAGACAAGAAUCUUUCUUUAUUAUAAGGACGAAAUCUCCGCUGUUGGCAAUGCGAAGAGCCUUGUGAUUUUCACUUUGUGAUCCUGUCAAAUAAUUAUGAACAACGCGCAAGAUAUGUCGCCCGAUUUCGUGUUAAUGCGCCUGGUGUCCGCAGCCGAGGAUGACCGCUUGGACGCAGAAAACGGGAAUUUGCAGACGGGAGGAGUGGUGGCAGGGUUGGGGAAGAAUGUCCUGGCUCACAGCGGCGUUAAAUCGGCUUUGGAUAUCACCCGAGAUCCGGCGGCGGGCCUGGAGCAUCCCAGCAGCCUCCUGAACAAAGGCCAGCCGAGCUGCGAGACCGCGGCAGCACCUGACAGCAGGGGGACGCAGAGCCGAGCCCCGCUGUCUCCCCAACCGCAGUCACAUAGCUCCAUGGAGCCCCAGGGUUUUGACUUUGUCCCCAGCCCCGGCCUACGGCCUCAGCUGCUUGUCUUCUCCAAUAUAAUGCGCAACGGAGAGGGGAUUUUGGAUUUAGACCGUCUGAAUACACCGAGGGAUGUGUUGGAACGGAGCCCUGGCUCUGGCUGCUCCGGCCCAGCUAUUAACAACAACACCCUGAGUCCUGGAGACGUUCAGCGGCAACAGGACCUGCUGGAUCAGAGACCAUCAGCAGCGCAGCCUUCAGUCCCUUCAUCUGCGGAGAGUCCGGGAGCUGCCGAGCUGUGCCACCGGCAUCGAUUCAUCACCAGCCCCCACAACUGGCCUCUGUUAUCGGACAGAUCCAGACCUCUUCCCGCAGGUGACUCUAGUAGGAACCCGGAGGAUGCUGUGCUUGAGCUGGCACGGCGGUUUGGUGAGCUAGGGGUCGGAGCGGUACCCAGGAUGCUGUUUAAAGGAGCGGAGCUGCCGCAGUGUUCCUGUCAGGGUGCACAAGGAUCGGUAGAUGGAGAAGUAGAACCCAGUAAUGACCCGACAGAGACCAGCGAUGCUCUGUUGGUCCUGGAGGGGCUGGGGAGUAGGAACAUUGACGGUUUGGGUAUGGAGGAGUGCCCAGAAGGGGAGCUGGGUGAUGAAAAUGGGCACAGUGAGUUUUUGCUCAAAAGAAAAAGGGAAAUAAUCCAGAAGAUGUCCGGGACUUUCUCUAUCAGCAGCUUUCAAGUGGAACUGAGGAGGCAGAUUGAAGAGAUGGGCCUGGCAGCAACCCAAGUGGUGGCUGGAGGUUCAGAAGGUUCCACUCAGGUGUUAACCAAGAUAUCCACACCUGUCCAGAACUCACCUUGGACUACUAGCCCAAACACAAGCCGUGUUUCAACGCCCAGAGGAGCAAAGCGGUGCACCAGUGCCCCCCGGACUCCCACAUAUCGGGCUGCAGGUGGAGAGAAGACAUUCAAAGUUCCAGGGAAGUCCAAAAAGAACUCUUUAAAGACCCGACUGAGUAAACUGUUCCGAACUAAAAGCUGUAAUGGGUCCACUCACAUCCUGGACAAAAGGCCCUCUGUGUCUUAUUCGGUAUCCUCAGCCAUGAGUCUGGUGGACAUGGAAGGUACAUCUGGAGCAGAGCAGGAUGCUGACAGGAAGCCCCAACUAACCCGGGCCCACAGUGCCUUCUCCCCUGCAUCCCUCACUGCCUCCCUCUCUGCCUCCCUCUCCACUUUCACUGGUGAAACAGUUUCUCUGGUGGAUGUGGAUAUUUCUCUACGAGGGACGAACACUCCGCACCCCCCAACUCCUCCGCGUCGAAGUCUCAGUCUGUUAGAUGACAUAUCAGGGCCUCAGCCGGGGCCUUUCCUAGUAAGCAUUGUGGGUGCCUCACUGCAGUCCCUCCCUCUGCCUCACCCUCCUCCUCCUCCUCCCUCCCACUCUACCAUCCAGCACAGUCUUAGCCUCAAUGAUGCGUUUUUCCGGGCCCUUCCUCAUUCGAGUCCAUUGCCGUCGGAUGCUGUUCCACCUAUGAGACGAGCUGCUCCUCCUGUGCUGUGUGCUCUGCGGCGAUCUGAAGCCAGCAACUUCACAGCCAGUCUGAGAGAGCUGGAAAAGUGCGGCUGGUACUGGGGUCCUAUGAACUGGGAAGAUGCAGAGGUGAAGCUGAAGGGCAAACUUGAUGGGUCGUUUUUGGUCCGAGACAGUUCAGACCCCCGAUACAUCCUGAGCCUCAGUUUCAGAUCCCAGGGAGUCACACACCACACUCGCAUGGAGCACUAUAGAGGGACAUUCAGCUUGUGGUGUCACCCGAAGUUUGAGGACCGCUGUCAUUCGGUGGUGGAAUUCAUUGAGCGUGCAAUCAUGCACUCUAAGAACGGCAAAUUCCUCUACUUCCUUCGCUCCAGGGUCCCAGGGCUUCCACCAACUCCAGUUCAGCUGCUGUAUCCUGUAUCUCGCUUCAGCAAUGUGAAGUCAUUACAACAUCUCUGUCGCUUUUGCAUUCGGCAAAUAGUUCGCAUCGACCACAUCGAAGAGCUUCCACUGCCCAGAUCUCUGAUAUCCUACCUUAGUAAAUUUUAUUACUAUGAACCGGAGGAGGAGAUGUAUCUAUCAAUCAAUAGUAUUCGGAGGGUGGUAGGAUCAGAGCAGAAGGUCAGUCCGCAGACGUAGCAGCAUACAUCUCCUAACCUUAGGUCUCUUAUGGAGGACUUGUCUGUACUGGUCGGCAGGUCUUCCAGCAUCAGUACCUGGAGGAGUGUAUACGGUCAGACUGGAAUGGACUCACGCUUUUUGGAGAAAGAUGGUGGAAGAAAAAACGAUGUUUCUAAUGCAGAGGACCUCAGACAUGUUUGAAGAGGGAACAAAGAGAUGUUCUUAUCUAAAUAAAAACUAAAAUAGCCUCAGUCAGCUCUGCUUUCCUGUUUCCUGAACCAGCUGGAAUUUUAAAACAUGAUGCACUGGUCAAUUUGUAUAACUGUUGUUCUGAAGUACAUAUUUGUUUUUCCUUUUUAUUUUGUAAAAACUAGGGAUUUUGGAUUUGAGAGAUGCCUGCAGGACAGAAACACACCUAGAGGCAAGGCGAGGCAAACCAGCCACCAGCACUGACAAGAAAACCUCAGACUUUUACUUUUGAAUCUGUUAUGAAAGGUUCCUGUUUUUUGUGGAAGCAGUGAUACUGCUUUAUUUUGCUGUCAGUCAAACAUGGAAAAGAGAUCUUAUAUUUAGGAAUAAUAAUACUCCAGCCAGUGUUGCAUCAUCUGUCUUUGGUAUUCACCUUUUGAAUAGUUAUAAACCUAUAAGGUUGCAAAGCAUCUAUUUUUCUUUAAUAAUUGAAAAUUAUUAGGUUUAGCAGAAUUGUUUUUUACCUAAAAGCACUGCAGACUGUUAAUUACUUUUGUUAAUGAGUCCAACAGGGCAGUAGCAGUGAAUGGCCAUUACUCUAACUGUUCUCUGUAAUGUAAAAAUGGGCUGAUAAACUGAAUAUGCAGCUCAGGUAAAAAUAUUAUCAGAAUAUGGUUUGAGGUCAGUAAUCUGAAGAUGGCUGUAUAUAUAACCACUCGCUUUGAUGAUGCAGUAAUAGGCUAUCAAUCACAUGUCCAACCCAAAACAGUUGCAAUUGUCCAUGUUCCUGUUUAAAAGUGUUUGAUUUUGUAAAGUCAUUGGCAAAGGUUUGACAGCGACACAAAUGUUGUUUUGUGGGAAAAAAUUGUUAGAUUUUUCACAUAUUUUUAUGACAUGGUGAAGAACAGCUACAAAUAGUUCCUAGGUUUCAAAAGGCUUUUAUUAGCAACUACAUCAAACUUUCACACUUUCGACCUUUGAGCUGCUUUUUUAUGAGUUUUACCUCAUGUUGGAAAAUACAAACCUCAUCAUCGAAUUGUUUCUCAAUUUUUGGAACAGGCUCAUCCUCAUUCAUGUUUGGAUUCCAGUCUUGAUCCAUAGAAGUGUCCCCAUGUGACUCCCUUGGAUGAAAGCAACCCCAGACAUGGAUCCUAUCAGGAUGACUCAUUGCUGGCAUGACACAGAACUGAGCAGUGUUCUUUUUCAGACAACUGAUUUCCAAGAUGUCACAAACAACAAGAGUGGGAUUUAUUUGAGAAAAUAACUUUGCAGCAGUCUUCGAAUGUACAUCCUUGUUCUUCCCGAAGAAUUUCAGGGUGUCCUUGAUGCUUUUCCCGAACAGAAGUGGCUUCUUUGCUGCCCGCCUUGUCAAAGGGCCAUUUUUAAUGGCCAGAUGCUGUCACAUCCAAGGGCUGUUGAUCCUGAAAGAGUGGACCCUCUUAGAUGUCUAGAAACUUUUUUUGGUUCAACUGGAACUCUCACCACAAAGUUUUGAUAAUUCAAGUAAGUAAUACGUUUUUCUUUAAGUGGCAAUAACCAUAGCAGCAGUUUCCUUCUACGUGACGUUAUUUCGGUGCAAUGAGAUGAUGGCUGCACAAUUUACUUUGGAAGUAAGACCCACAUCAUGCUGUCGUUUAUCUGACUUGUGUUUUAAUAGCUUAAGAUAGACUGCUUGAAGGAAAUAAAGCUGAAGGUUUUGGACAUGUUAAAAAUUCCGAUGCAUCGAUAUCACAACUCAGAGACACCUUAUGUACUGUGUAUAUGAAAUUGGCACAUGUAAGACCCAUUUUUUGACACACCAACAAACCUUGCAGGAAAGAAAAAUGUGACAGCAGCUUAACCAUUUCUAGCACAGGAAGACACACCUGCCCCUCUGUCCCUGUCUAUCCUGCGCGUUUUGGGUCUGUACCAGGAUCUCUUCCCAGUGGGGCACGCCCGGAAAUACACAGGAGGCAUUCUAUGCAAAUGCAGGAACUAACCUCAUCCGUCUUGUUUCGAUGCAGAGGAGCAGCAGCAAGACACCGAACCUCCCCUUGAAUGCCUUGUCUCUAAAGAUGAACCCAGCCACCACAAAAUAAUAAGCUAAAAUGUUUUUAAAAUAAAUUUGUCCCAGCUGAAACUUUUAGUGGAGCUAUGACACUAUAUUUGCAUAGUUGGUUUUGUUCUUUUCUUCUUUGCCUGACAUUUCCCAGAAUGCCUUUGUUUAACAUGUAUAGGCCAUACAGAUGUGAUGCUAGUACUGUUGCUGAAGCCAAAACAAAGAAAAAUCUCUGAUCUCAUUUGCUGUUGUCUUCUGAAACGUGGGAAUCUGAGGUUGCACUGGAUUCUGCUCUGUUAGAGCUCCCUCUCUUUUUCUACCAAAGUUUCACAGGUUUACUUUCACUUCACUACUGUUAACAUGUUCUUUACUGAAAAUCUAAGGUGUCAAAAUCAUAAAACCAGAUCACAGUAGAAACAGGACCUUUACCAAAGUUUUACCAUUUAAAGUGUUUAGAUUAAAGGCUGUUUGCUGAUGUAAAGCAAUUAAACACCAAAUAAAUCUAAAGAAACCUACCUUUGUAUAGUUUUAGGUCCUUGGAAAUUUUACAUUAUAGACUGAUGGGUUUUAUUUUCUUUUAUACACAAUGCCCUGCCUAUUGGUGUAGGUCUUCCAUAACUCUUCCUUGCCUGUGGGUUUUAGUUGCUGAAAUGUCCAAGUGUAUUUUUCUGUAUCCUCCAGACUUUGAGUAAAAUAGAAAAAAUACA
Molecule: messenger RNA, 5728 nt
Organism: Girardinichthys multiradiatus
Lineage: Eukaryota; Metazoa; Chordata; Actinopteri; Cyprinodontiformes; Goodeidae
Gene: socs7
Product: suppressor of cytokine signaling 7
Exons: 10
Coding region: 338-2812 (824 amino acids)
Biological process (GO): phosphatidylinositol phosphate biosynthetic process; intracellular signal transduction
Cellular component (GO): phosphatidylinositol 3-kinase complex
Molecular function (GO): 1-phosphatidylinositol-3-kinase regulator activity
Source: RefSeq, a predicted model, not a curated record